Pneumocystis murina B123 is the source of this 1215-nucleotide messenger RNA. RefSeq lists its product as hypothetical. Gene Ontology annotation, cellular component: endoplasmic reticulum membrane; Golgi membrane; endoplasmic reticulum. The coding region runs from base 58 to 1215 and encodes 385 amino acids. NCBI's taxonomy places the organism in Eukaryota, Fungi, Ascomycota, Pneumocystomycetes, Pneumocystales, Pneumocystaceae. The record is from RefSeq and is a predicted model, not a curated record. Gene Ontology annotation, biological process: endoplasmic reticulum to Golgi vesicle-mediated transport; retrograde vesicle-mediated transport, Golgi to endoplasmic reticulum. The transcript is spliced from 6 exons.
AAAUUUUUAAAUAACUUAGAUAAAAAAAGCCUUUUUUGUUUUAAUAAAAGCCAAGUCAUGAGCCAACGUACAGGAUUUCGCCGUUUUGAUGCAUUUUCAAAAACAAUAGAGGAUGCACAAAUUAAGACUAUAAAUGGAGGAUUUAUUACGAUAUUAUCAAUUAUUGUAAUUUUUGUUUUAAUAUCUUUUGAAUGGCAUGAUUAUAGGCAAAUUGUUAUAUUACCGGAACUUACAAUAGAUCGUAGUAGAGGAGAAAAAUUGCAAAUUAACUUAAAUCUAACAUUUCCUAAAAUUCCUUGUUCUAUACUUUCUCUUGAUGUUAUGGACGUCUCUGGAGAGCUUCAAACAGAUGUUUCACACAAUGUAGUUAAAAAUAGGCUUGACAGUAAUGGAGUUUUUAUUAACUCAACAUCUCUCAAUACACUUAAUUUCCAACAACCAACUAAAAUAUAUCCUCCUGAUUAUUGCGGUUCUUGUUAUGGAGCAAAGGAAGGUUGUUGCAACACAUGUCAAGAUGUAAUAGAUGCAUAUACCUCAAAUGACUGGCCUAUUCCAGAUACAAAGGCUUUUGAACAAUGUAAAGAAAAUUAUAAUAAUUUGAAUGAUUCUGAUGAAGGAUGCAAUUUUGUUGGAAGAAUAGAAGUUAAUAAAGUUAUUGGUAAUUUUCAUUUUGCUCCUGGGCAUUCAUCGCAAAUUAUGAGGAAUCACAUCCAUGAUAUUUAUGAUUAUAUGACUGAUUCAUUGCCUCAUGAUUUCUCCCAUACAAUCAAUAAGCUUAGUUUUGGGCCUGAAAUUGAAGGAAGAAGUUUACAAAAUCCUUUGGAUAAUGUAAAAAAAGAAACAAAUAACCCUACUUUAAAAUAUUCAUAUUUUAUUAAAUGUGUUGCAUAUCGUUUCGAAUAUUUAUCAAAACCCUCACUGGAUACCAAUAAAUACUCUGUUACUGUUCAUGAACGAUCAGUAUCAGGUGAUAGCGAUCCUAAUCAUCCUACUCAUGUAAGCCCCAAAGAUGGAAUACCUGGCGUAUUUUUCUCCUAUGACAUUAGUCCUAUAAAAAUUAUUGAAAAAGAAACCCGAGGAAAUUUUAGCACAUUUUUAACAAGUACUGUGAUUAUUAUCAGUGGUGUCCUGACAAUUGCAGGAAUUGUUGACCGUAUUUUAUAUGAAACAGAACGUCAAAUGGAAAAAAAGCUAAGAGAAGGAAAAUUUUUGUAA